Molecule: messenger RNA, 670 nt
Organism: Pimephales promelas (fathead minnow)
Lineage: Eukaryota; Metazoa; Chordata; Actinopteri; Cypriniformes; Leuciscidae
Gene: ndufaf3
Product: NADH:ubiquinone oxidoreductase complex assembly factor
Biological process (GO): mitochondrial respiratory chain complex I assembly
Cellular component (GO): mitochondrial inner membrane
Source: RefSeq, a predicted model, not a curated record
GAGUGAGUUCCGCGCGUCAUGGCCGCUGCGAGCUGCGCGAGGUUGCUGUCCCCGCGAUGCGUUCACGGACUCCGGCUGGGUUCCAGGGUUCUUCCAGCUCUGACCCGAGCGGCCCCGGUGCGCAGCCACAGGCUCGGCCCCGCGGAUGACGAGCUGUACCAGAGGACCUCAGUGACCGUGAUGCAGAAGGAGCCCGACGGGGCCGCCAUCAUCUACAGCUACAGCCCCCGAGGCUUCAACAUCAGCGGCAACCACGUGCUGGGCCCGUGUGCCCUGGUGCCGCCCGCCAUCCUGCAGUGGAACGUCGGCCAUCACACCGACAUCACAGCCGAGAGCUUGUCUCUGUUUCAUCUGCUGGAGCCGCCCAUCGAGAUCCUGGUUUUGGGGACGGGAGCUCGCACUGAACGCCUGGACCCGAGCGUGCUGGACUUCCUGAGGAAGAAGGGCAUCGCUGUGGAGGUGCAGGACACGCCGAACGCUUGUGCCACGUUCAACUUCCUGUCCAGCGAGAAACGAUUGGUAGCAGCCGGUCUGAUCCCACCCCCGCCCUCGAGUACCAGCCAAUGACAGCGUCUCCCUUGGUGAAAUCAUCUUUUGUGUCACGUGACCUCUGUAAAUGUCUUUAUGCUGAUGAAUGUAGAGUGAAUACAGAUUAAAGGUAUUAAACGCU